AUGGUCCACGUUAAUCAAUACUACCUCCCACCCACAAACCUCAUCCCCAACUCCCCGCAACCUCUCCUCCACUACAAAGGCCUCCUCUCCGAAUCCGAUCUUCGCCCCGAAAACAUACACAACAGAUUCCACCAAAAUGGCUGGAAAACACAAUGGAUCUUCCGCUACGGCCCAACUCAGCAGUCCCACUACCACUCCGCAGUUCACGAGUGCAUGGUCGUCCUAACUGGCACAGCGACAAUCCGUUUCGGAGUUGCUGACACAGACUCGGACCUCGACAAGAACACCUGGUCCGGGGCUAGAGAGAACGGUGGUGUUGAGAUUGAUGCACGUUCCGGCGACGUCUUUGUUAUCCCGGCUGGCGUGGCGCAUAAGACGUAUGAUACUACACCGGCUGCGCCGUUCGCUUUGCUCACGCCGGGGAGAGGACGGGGGAUCCAGGCGGCGAAUGUGGAAGAAGCGCUGGCGAAGGUUGAGCUUACGGGGUUUACCAUGAUGGGUGCGUAUCCGGAGAACCGUGGUGAUUGGGAUUUUAUAAUCGGUAAAGAGGAUGCUGGAAGGUUUAAGGCUGUAUGGAGUGUUGCGAAGCCGAAGAAAGACCCGGUACUUGGCGAUGACCCAGAUAGCCUAGUUGGGCUAUGGAAGGAUACACCGGAAUUUUAUGCAAAGAUUUAG
Messenger RNA from Aspergillus ruber CBS 135680, 675 nucleotides. RefSeq names its product cupin domain-containing protein. The record is from RefSeq and is a predicted model, not a curated record. NCBI's taxonomy places the organism in Eukaryota, Fungi, Ascomycota, Eurotiomycetes, Eurotiales, Aspergillaceae. The transcript has a single exon. The coding region runs from base 1 to 675 and encodes 224 amino acids.